Molecule: messenger RNA, 1081 nt
Organism: Danio aesculapii
Lineage: Eukaryota; Metazoa; Chordata; Actinopteri; Cypriniformes; Danionidae
Gene: diablob
Product: diablo, IAP-binding mitochondrial protein b
Exons: 6
Coding region: 27-728 (233 amino acids)
Biological process (GO): intrinsic apoptotic signaling pathway in response to oxidative stress; neuron apoptotic process
Cellular component (GO): mitochondrion
Source: RefSeq, a predicted model, not a curated record
AUUACAGUUUCAUUAUCUCAACAAGUAUGGCGGCGUACAGAAGGAAGUUGUUCGCUGCAGGACUGAGCUAUGCAGUUUCGUUGUUGAGCAGCGGCGGCUCGUGUCAGGCUGCCCGGAGACUCGUUCUGCUGCCCGGGGUGUUCAGGAGACACUGGAGGACUUUGAGUGUCACUGGUGCUCUUUGUGCUGUUCCCUUCCUCCAGAAACCAGAAAAUCUGUCCCAUGAAGAUCUAGUAAGGAGAGCAUCAUCUCUGGUCACUGACAGUGCAAACACUUUUCUCUCACAAACUACUUUAGCACUGAUCGAUUCCUUCACAGGGUACAUUAAGGCUGUAAAUGUUCUUGUUGCGUUACACAAGCGCUAUGAGGCGUCCAUCAGCAAGCUUACUCCAGAGGAGGAGAAUGCCAUCUGGAAGGUCAUUCUUGGUCAGCGUCAGGAGGUAAUUGACAGAAGAAAGGAUUGUAAACACUUUGAAUCCUGCUGGAUGACUGCCAUCAAUCUCUCACAACAGGCAGCAGAAGCAGCUUUUAAUGCAGGAGCUGAUCAGGCUUCAGUGGCAGCACAGUCCAGUCUGCAGGUGGCACAGUCUCAGGUGGAGCAGGUCCGACAGCUCAUGCUGGAGGCUGAGAUACAACUUAAAGACUCUAAAGCUGAGGACAGUGAGAGGCUUCAGGUGGCCCUCAGCGAGGAUGAGGAUAUCCCAGACGCAUAUCUACGAGAGGACUAGUUGAAUCAAGACCUUUUAAACAGCCUUAAAAUACACAUGUACCACUACUGAAGCCUGAGUCCUGUUUGUAUUGCAUAAACAUUACUGUAUGUGCAAGUUAUUUAUUUUGUGUAGAAGUGGUUCAGGACGAAUGCUGAGAAAUGACUCAGCUGGGAAAAUGGAUAUGAAUGAGUUUAAGAGUAUUUUAAAUGCCAAACUAUGAAGGUAAGAAGGGGGACUUUUUUUGUAAUCUUGUUUUCCAGAUCAGGUGCUUCACGAUUGUGUGCAAUUGAUUUGUUUUUGUUUUUUUAUGUAUAUGUGUGAUUUAUAUUUACAGGAUGAUGCUACCUUUAUAGAAUAAACAAGUGAAAAGA